GCAAGAGGACUGGCUUAAGGAGCUGUCCUGGGGGAAGGACGGGGGCAGGCAGGCCACGGCCUGGCCAGGGAGGGUGCAUGGAGCCGUCUGGGUCCCAGCGGCAUGGAGGCGAACAAAGCUGGUGGGGCAGUGCCCCCCAGUACCAGUAUAUGCCCUUUGAGCACUGCACCAGCUACGGACUGCCCUCCGAGAAUGGAGGCCUCCAGCACAGGCUCUGGAAGGAUGCAGGCCUCCGUCCCAACGCCCACCCCACACAGAUUUAUGGCCAUCACAAAGAGCACUUCUCCGACAAGGGGCAGGACGUGAGGAUGACCAAGAUGACAGGCUCCAGUGCCACCCUGGACAGCAAGGAUGAGGACCACUAUUCUAAAUGUCAAGAUUGUAUCCACUGUCUGGGACGUGUAGUGAGGAGAAAAUUAGGGGAAGACUGGAUCUUCCUGGUGCUUCUGGGACUUCUUAUGGCCCUGGUUAGCUGGAGCAUGGAUUAUGUCAGCGCCAAAAGCCUUCAGGCCUACAAGUGGACCUAUUACCAGAUGCAGCCCAGCCUGCCUCUGCAGUUCCUGGCCUGGGUCACCUUCCCACUCAUUCUCAUCCUCUUCAGCGCCCUCUUCUGCCAGCUCAUCUCUCCCCAGGCCGUUGGUUCUGGAAUCCCUGAAAUGAAGACAAUACUUCGUGGGGUUGUCCUGAAGGAAUAUCUCACCCUCAAGGCCUUCGUGGCCAAGGUGGUGGCCCUGACUGCAGGGCUGGGCAGCGGCAUUCCCGUGGGGAAGGAGGGCCCUUUUGUCCACAUUGCCAGCAUCUGUGCUGCCGUCCUCAGCAGGUUCAUGGCAGUGUUCUGUGGGGUGUACGAGCAGCCAUACUAUUACACUGACACACUGACCGUGGGCUGUGCCGUAGGAGUCGGCUGUUGUUUUGGGACACCUCUUGGAGGUGUGCUAUUUAGCAUCGAGGUCACCUCUACCUACUUCGCUGUGCGGAAUUACUGGCGAGGAUUCUUCGCAGCCACGUUCAGUGCCUUUGUUUUCCGCGUGCUAGCCGUGUGGAACAAGGAUGCUGUCACGAUCACUGCUCUCUUCAGAACCAAUUUCCGAAUGGAUUUCCCCUUUGACCUUCAGGAACUCCCAGCCUUUGCCAUCAUUGGGAUUUGCUGUGGGUUCCUGGGAGCUGUGUUUGUCUAUCUGCAUCGCCAGGUCAUGCUUGGUGUCCGAAAGCACAAGGCCCUCAGCCAAUUUCUUGCUAAGCACCGCCUGCUGUAUCCUGGCAUUGUCACCUUUGUCAUCGCCUCACUCACCUUUCCACCAGGAAUGGGUCAAUUCAUGGCCGGAGAGCUAAUGCCUCGUGAAGCCAUCAGCACCCUCUUUGACAACAAUACAUGGGUAAAACAUGUAGGUGACCCUGAAAGCCUGGGCCAGUCGGCCGUGUGGAUGCACCCACAGGUCAAUGUUGUCAUCAUCAUCCUUCUCUUCUUCAUCAUGAAGUUCUGGAUGUCCAUCGUGGCCACCACGAUGCCCAUACCCUGUGGAGGCUUCAUGCCUGUGUUUGUGCUGGGAGCUGCAUUUGGAAGGCUCGUAGGAGAGGUUAUGGCCUUGCUCUUCCCUGAUGGCAUCUUAUUUGAUGACAUCAUCUACAAGAUCCUACCUGGGGGAUACGCAGUAAUUGGAGCAGCAGCGCUGACUGGUGCAGUGUCCCACACAGUCUCCACAGCUGUGAUUUGCUUCGAAUUAACUGGUCAGAUUGCUCACAUCCUACCCAUGAUGGUGGCUGUUAUCUUGGCCAACAUGGUGGCUCAGAGCCUGCAGCCCUCCCUCUAUGACAGCAUCAUCCAGGUCAAGAAGCUCCCCUACUUGCCUGACCUUGGCUGGAACCAGCUCAGCAAAUUUACAAUCUUUGUUGAGGACAUCAUGGUACGUGAUGUGAAGUUUGUUUCAGCCUCUUGCACCUAUGGGGAGUUACGAACCCUACUUCAGACCACCACAGUCAAGACUUUACCACUGGUUGAUUCAAAAGAGUCAAUGAUCCUGCUGGGCUCUGUGGAGCGGUCAGAGCUGCAGGCCCUCCUGCAGCGCCACCUGUGUCCUGAGCGGAGGCUGCAGGCAGCCCAGGACCUGGCGAGGAAACUGUCCGAGCUGCCUUUCGACGGGAAGGCUCGGCACGCUGGCAAGGGGUGCCACGGCGUCUCACCCCAGGGCCGACGGGAGUCCUUUGCCUUUGUGGAUGAGGACGAAGAUGAGGAGCUUUCUGGGAAGCCUGAGCUGCCUCCUCCUCCUCGCCCCAUUCCUACUGCUCCACUGCCCCCCGAAGAGCCCAAUGGGCCCCUGCCUGGCCACAGACAGCAGCCAGAAGCACCAGGGCCUGCGGGUCACAGACCCCCCAUCUUUCGGUCCCUGCUGCGCAGCUUGCUGGGCAGAGCUCACCCCAUGAAGAAAACGACCCAGGAUUCAGUGGAUUUAGUGGAUAACAUGACGCGUGAAGAGAUUGAGGCCUGGGAGCAGGAGCAGCUGAGCCAGCCUGUCUGUUUUGACUGCUGUUGUAUCGACCAGUCCCCGUUCCAGCUGGUGGAGCAGACAUCCCUGCACAAGACACACACGCUGUUCUCGCUCCUGGGCCUCCAUCUUGCUUACGUGACCAGUAUGGGGAAACUCAGGGGCGUGCUGGCAUUGGAGGAGCUGCAGAAGGCCAUUGAGGGCCACACCAAGUCUGGGGUGCAGCUUCGCCCCCCCCUUGCCAGCUUCCGGAAUACAACUUCAACUCCCAAGAACCCUGGGGGUGUGCCGCCUCCUGUAGAGACCUGGAGCCUGCCUGAGGGUGGGCCCGAGGCUCCUGCAUCCCCGGAACCCCCAGUGCCAUCCCCCUCCCCAGAGCCCCCGAGCUCCCUGGCACCAGCCCAGAUGGACAGUGAGCUGGAAGAGCUGGAGCUGGUGGAGAGCCCGGGGCUGGAGGGGGAGCUGGCUGACAUCUUGCAGGGCCCCAGUGUGCGGUCCACCGACGAGGAGGAUGAGGAUGAGCUGGUCCUGUGACCACUUCUGAACCUCCUCUUCAAGAUGGCUGAGAGGCUGGGCCAGAGUGCCGGGGUGAGGGGAGAGGACAUGUCCUCAGGGUGGGGAGAUCACACCUGGGAAUUUGUAAAUGUGAGAGUGGUCAUCUUAGAGGAGGAGUCCGAACUGGGGCAGAGAGUGGCCUCGGUCAGUCAUUCAGACCAUGUGCCCCGCCACCCCUUGACAGGAAGGUGCCUCUAACCAGUGAAGGGCUUUGGAAUUCCAAGUUCCCCUGCUGCAGGGGUGGGAUCCCCUGCCUCUCUGUCUCCCCUUCCGCCUCCAGUCUCCCUGUUCUUGUCCCAGCACCUUCCUGGCCUCGCCCACCUGUCCAUCAUUUUCCAGCAGGAGUCAGGGGAGCAGUGAAGGGAAGCCCAGAAUGACUCUCACUGUGGUGAUGAGGCCACCUCAUGGUGGCCUCACUGACAGGCCCCAGAAUGCACCCACAACCUGUCUACACCCCUUCUUUCAGAGCACCCCUGCCCUGUCCUCCCACCUGCCCACAUCCAUCCCCAUGAUUGGCUUCCAGGCUCCACCCUGGCUCCCACCAUCUGUUCCUAGGCAAGGGGGUUGGUGUCAGGACGGGAGACCUCUUUGAUGCUUCCAUACUUGGGCAGUCACAUCCCUGUCACCCCAAGUCAGCAAAAGGGCGGCGACGUUAGCCUACCUUUCCUGCUAGGCAAUCCCAGUUGCUCUGAGCACCUAGAAGCCCUUG
Manis pentadactyla (Chinese pangolin) is the source of this 3747-nucleotide messenger RNA. It is a transcript of the gene CLCN1, whose product is annotated as chloride voltage-gated channel 1. The transcript is spliced from 23 exons. Gene Ontology annotation, cellular component: membrane. Gene Ontology annotation, molecular function: voltage-gated chloride channel activity. Bases 78 to 3017 code for a protein of 979 amino acids. The record is from RefSeq and is a predicted model, not a curated record. Lineage: Eukaryota; Metazoa; Chordata; Mammalia; Pholidota; Manidae. Gene Ontology annotation, biological process: chloride transport; transmembrane transport.